Molecule: messenger RNA, 1274 nt
Organism: Asterias rubens (European starfish)
Lineage: Eukaryota; Metazoa; Echinodermata; Asteroidea; Forcipulatida; Asteriidae
Product: inositol monophosphatase 1-like
Exons: 7
Coding region: 95-943 (282 amino acids)
Biological process (GO): inositol metabolic process; signal transduction; phosphatidylinositol phosphate biosynthetic process
Molecular function (GO): inositol monophosphate 1-phosphatase activity
Source: RefSeq, a predicted model, not a curated record
AGUCUGCGCUUGCGCAUUGGUAUUUGCGAUAAGGUCUAUUCACACACACGUCAAAUAAACAGGCACAACACCACACAGAGACACACCCGACACCAUGGCAAAUUUGCAAGGAAACACAAGUUCAACGGUGCAUCAGGAGUACCUCAGUGCUGCCGUCGAAAUUGCAAGAAAAGCAGGAGAGGAAAUUCGUACCACAUUCCAACUCAAAAAGACAAUUGAAAUCAAGAGUUCACCGGUCGACCUAGUGACCGAGACGGAUCAGAAAGUGGAGAAACUUAUCAUCUCCUUCCUUCAGAAUAAGUUCCCCGAUCACAGUUUUAUUGGUGAGGAGUCAACAGAAGCUGGAAGUCAUUGUGAACUAACAGAUAAUCCAACAUGGAUUAUUGACCCGGUGGAUGGAACUACAAACUUUGUCCAUUGCUUUCCAUUUGUGGCAGUCUCAAUCGGACUGUCAAUAAAUAAAGAGAAUAGCGUUGGUGUGAUCUAUAACCCAAUACUGGAUGAGAUGUUCACAGCAAUAAAAGGAGGCGGAGCGUUUUGCAACGACAAGCCCAUCAGCUGCUCAAAGCAAGAAGAUAUUUGUAAAUGUUUAGCCAUUGCUGAGGUGGGAAGCAGUCGCGAUAAAGCCCACGUCAAGACCAAGUUAGGUAACAUUGCUGCCGUCAUUGAUCGAGGGGCUCAUGGAUUACGAUCUCUAGGAUCAGCAGCCCUGAAUAUGUGUCAGGUAGCGAGGGGUGGAGGGGACGUUUACUUUGAGCAUGGUAUCCACUGCUGGGACAUGGCUGCUGGUGCUGUCAUCGUAACGGAGGCUGGUGGAACAGUCAUCGACCCAAAAGGUGGGCCGCUCGAUUUGAUGAAGCGAAAUGUAAUAGCAGCAAGUUCUCAACAACUAGCAGAAACUAUAUCAUCAUGUCUAACCCACAUAGAGUUCCCCAGGGACUAGUUACAAGUCUAGGGUAUUUUGUAUUAUACUGAAGGUGUAGCCAUUUAGUAAUUUAGCCCAGAAAAAAACAGACAACGAGUGCAUACUGUGGUAUGCAAUACCGGUGCCCGUGCAAACACAGGAGUUAUAGGUUAGCACGAUAUACUGAGUUUGAAAUCUGCCGAGCAUGAAAGAUUUUUGAGGAAUAUCUGACGUCCAAAAUCAGUACUGUCCAAAACCCACAGCUAGGAAAUGUAUGCGGCCAUGGAAUCUUAAAUGACACUAUUGGUAAUUGUCAAAGACCAGUCUUCUCACUUGGUGUAUCUCAACGUAUGCAUCAAAUCUGUGAAAU